AUGCUGCGUCUCGACCUGGUAAUCAAGUGGGUGGAUACAAAGACAUUUCAAUUGCUCGUCGUCGAGAUGCUCGGUUUUUGGAAGCCCUCGGGCCUCGCCACAAGUCUCUCUGGCUCUGCGUUCGGCCCCGGGCGUCGCGCCGUGGCGGCGCCAGCAGGCGCUGGGACGCCGGCUGCUGGCUCGUAUCUCGCUACCAUGAGCGACUCCCUCUGCCUCCACCUUCGCCUCGAGAUCCCCGAGUUCACCAAGGUCGGCCUCCGCGUCGACCGCAAGAACCGCGUCAUCUCGGUCGCCUCUGGCUCUCCCGCGGCGCUGGCUGGCCUCAUGCCAAACGACCUGAUCGAGCAGGUGGAGGGGCUCUCGCUCACGGCGGAGCGCGGCGUGCAGGCGGCCCUCGCCGACCGCACCACAUCGGCGCCGCUCCUGCGCGUGCGGCGCGGCGGAGGAGGCCGCCGCGCCAAGCCGUCGCGCCGCCGGCCGUCCGACGAGCAGCCGGCGAGCGAGGCCGAGGCGGGCGAGGAGGGGAACGGCGAGGGCGGCUUCGAGACGCUGCUCCUGAGCCUGAGCCUCAAGGCGGGCGAGCGGGCGGGCAUGCGCGUCGACGCCAACGAGGUGCUCACAGUGGCACCGGACACGCCCGCCGCCAUGGCCGGCCUCCGUGCUGGGGAUGUGGUGGCGGAGGUGGACGGCGUCGCGGUGGGCGAGGGAGGGGCGACGACGCUGCUGCACGCGCUCUCCGACCGGUCGAGGCCCUCCCGCAGUCUCACCGUCGUGCGGCGCCGCGCCGCCUCCUCCAAGUCCGCGUCGCCCGCCACGGAGGACAAGGCAGAGGGCGGGCUCGAGGAGGCGCGCUGCAAACACACAUGCCGAGCUGCUGUCUGA
Molecule: messenger RNA, 882 nt
Organism: Emiliania huxleyi CCMP1516
Lineage: Eukaryota; Haptophyta; Isochrysidales; Noelaerhabdaceae
Exons: 2
Coding region: 1-882 (293 amino acids)
Molecular function (GO): protein binding
Source: RefSeq, a predicted model, not a curated record